CAGGCUCUGGAAAGGAUGUCGUUGUGCAGCGGGAAGUUUGCAUUGAUUGGUUUCGGUGUCUGUGAGAUGAGCUGUUCUGCAUUAACCACCGGUGCAUUGAUCACCAGUUAUGCACCUACGACAAGGCCUUUGGGCGUUAAGCCAUCUGUAGGGAAAAUCCCAGGCCUCGUUCCAUCACGGAACGCAACUGACCCUCUGAACAAUCAAAUUUUGAUUUUAGCUAAACAAUGGAAGAUUGCUUUGAUGGACAAUGAUGAACCUGUUGAUCUGCCUUUUGAAGUUGGUCAAAUGACAGAGUCAAGAUCAUUUAUGAAGGGAUUUCGUGGUGCAUGGUUCCAAUGCAAGAUAAAGGAGAUUGGUUUAAGAAAAGGUCAGAUGGGGCAUCAAUUAGAGUAUGUUGACUUUCCUGAUGAAAGAAUAAAAUGGACACAGUUAUAUCAAAAGCCUAAUAAGUCAAAGGAACUAAAAAAGCAAUUGAUGGUUCGUCCUCAGUUUCCUCGCAUCUAUCGUGAAAGUCAAAUGCCUGAUGUCAGUACCAUCUUGGAAGUGGCAGUCAUUGUUGUUGACUCGUGGCAAGUUGGGCAUUUGGUGGAUUGGUGGACCGAUGGUUGCCAUUGGUCUGGAAGAGUAGUUGAACUAUUGGGAGACGAUAAAGUAAAGGUCGAGUUGUUUCCUCCUCCUAUGGGUGAAGGACUAUCAUAUGAAGCCUCAUGCAAGGACCUACGCCCUUCGUUAGAUUGGACACCAGAAUGUGGCUGGACAGUGCCUAUUCCUUUGUGGUUGCAGGAAAAUGGAAAUGUUCAUUCUUGUGCUCGGAUUAUUAAGCCCUUCAAUCAAGUUACAGAGGUUCCUGGAAAUUUGAUGGCCCGUAACGAUGACAAAGGAAGAAAGGAGGUUCAGGCUGCAGCAAGAGCAUCACUCGAGGGUAAUACUUCUUCUUCUUCACAUAUUUCUGAAAGCUUAUCACAACCUCCAGAUGGAUUUGAACGAAUGGCAAAGCGACCUUGGAGCAUAUCAAAGGAUACACGUACAUCAGAAACAAAUUUCGAGUUAGAUAUGGUAGAUACUGGCAUUGGAAAGACCAGUGGCUCUGAUAGUGUUUCAAGUUCACAUGUUAGAGACGCACCAACUGAUACGGUGGGAACUGCAGCUGGGAAGGGUAAAAACAAUGACGCUGGAUCUUCAAAGAAGAUGAAACACGGAAGCAUUUCUUUAAAUCCCAUGUGUUCUGACACAGUAGAAGCUGCAGUUAUGGACCUGGAGGAACUUUUGAACAAAAUCAAAUGGGCUAGAGCUAUUUUGGAGUUUGGAAAACCACUCUCAGGUACCACGCAGAAUCCUUGGAAAUUUCUGGAACACAGGGCAUCAUCAUCUACACCAAAAUGAGCGUUAAAUUUUAUUAAAAGUGAAUGUUUACAUCAUGAAACUACCUUUAGCCUUUAUCAGUGGAAGUUUGAUGUUCACUUUUUUGUGACCUUGGUUAGGUGCGUAGAAUCUACUUGAUGAUUAAGCCUGUAAUUGCUGUUAAUCUUUAAAAACUUUAAAUUAGGUAAAUGCCAGACAAGUAGGUUUGUAAAUAUUUUCUUGUUUUGCAAUGAUAAAGUUUUAUUGCUUAAAUCAAGACUGAGUUGGGAUUUACACUUUUA
Messenger RNA from Juglans regia (Persian walnut), 1646 nucleotides. RefSeq lists its product as uncharacterized. Bases 16 to 1386 code for a protein of 456 amino acids. The transcript has 7 exons. The record is from RefSeq and is a predicted model, not a curated record. Lineage: Eukaryota; Viridiplantae; Streptophyta; Magnoliopsida; Fagales; Juglandaceae.